GUCUCUGAUCGACCUGCGCCAUUGAUAUUCUUUCUCAAACGGCCUCUCUUUACAUCUCUGGGUCUCUUGCCUCUGGGCGUGAGGUUCCCGUUUUUUCUGCCGAUUUUCUUCUCUUUCCGCUGUUCCAUUCUACUCAAAAUGGCACUGGAAGAAAUAAUGGAUUUCGAGGAAGAAGAGGCUGGAUGGAAGCACUUGCCACGAGAAAUACGCAGAAAUAUUCUCACUCGACUACCAUUCCCAGAUAAACAAAACAUGAUGUUGGUCAGCUGGGAAAACUCUCAGAUAUGCUCAACUCUUCCAAAUAAGCUUCACGAACUCGGAAUUACGGAGCUUCCCUCUACAGCUAAAACUAUUCUGAUAAUGAAAUGGAAAAAUGAGAUUGGAAGAGUUGUGAGCAGAAUGGUGGAGUUUCGAGGAACCUCACUACGUCAAACUGAAUGCCCCGAUCAUACUGCAGAAGCUAUGCGAGCGUUUUUACGUAUUUGGAGAUUCUCAAAAAUUAAGAGUAUUGUCAUCGAAAUUCCAUGUUUCGAAGGAUUAUCAAGCAUCUGGGAAGAAGGAAUGGCUGAAGUAAAAACAAAUAUCGCCGUCCGAAGUUUUAACAUCAGAACAAACGACUAUCGUUUAGUAACAAAAGCAUUGACAGCUCCAAAAAACAAAGGACAAGAUAUAUCAUUGUUGGCAAAUGACCACGGAGGAAUGGAAACUGCAGUAUUUGACAUUGACAAGUUCAAGUACGCCCGCAGUGUGAUCCUUUGGUCCCUGGUCAGCAACAUUCAAGAUCAUCAACUUUAUUCUUUAUCUGCACACAAUAUUCGUUUACACAGUGAAUUCAUUACAUCCAAUUGCAUUGCCAAAAUGAUUCAGGAAUGGAAAGAGGGCAGGAGAUCCCUGGAACGAUUGCAUAUAACUUCGCCAAUAAUUGAUUUGGAUACAAUUGUGAGACAAGUGCUUGGCGUCUGCUGGAAAAAUAUGACUGACAUUUGUUCAAUUAUUUGGAGAGAAGUAGACGAAGAAGGGUAUUCAUAUGCGGUGCGUGGACCAACAUAUGACAUUCCUGCAGCAAUUGGAAUAAUUCCGAAUCAAGAUGGUGUUCCAACAUUCAUUUUCCGCAUAAUCCGGAUGACUCAUGAAAUGUCUCGAAUUGUCUACGAAAGGUGUUCAGUGCAAUGCCCCAAUAUGGUCAGCUCAGAGGAUCUUGCAAGACAGCAGCAAAGAGUUUAAUAUUAAUUAUCUUGGUCUUAACUUUUGAAAACCGUCUUUGGUCCUUAUUAUCAGAUUCCCAAAACGUUGAGUUUAGUAUUGUGAUCCCCAUCUACUCGAAUUGCAGGUUUCCAGAAACUUUGUUUUAUCCCGUCAGAAUGAUGUAACGUUUCCAAUUUUAAAUAUGGAAUGUUUCACAAAAACUUUCCAUAAAAUGUUUGAAAUCGUCCACAAACACAUAUGAAUGUACACUAUUGUAAAUAAAUUUAAAAUAAACGUUGUCCU
Messenger RNA from Caenorhabditis elegans, 1488 nucleotides. RefSeq names its product F-box domain-containing protein (gene xrep-4). NCBI's taxonomy places the organism in Eukaryota, Metazoa, Nematoda, Chromadorea, Rhabditida, Rhabditidae. The record is from RefSeq and is marked reviewed. The transcript has 8 exons. The coding region runs from base 139 to 1224 and encodes 361 amino acids.